Molecule: messenger RNA, 1963 nt
Organism: Micropterus salmoides (largemouth bass)
Lineage: Eukaryota; Metazoa; Chordata; Actinopteri; Centrarchiformes; Centrarchidae
Product: guanine nucleotide-binding protein G(I)/G(S)/G(T) subunit beta-3-like
Exons: 8
Coding region: 7-1035 (342 amino acids)
Biological process (GO): G protein-coupled receptor signaling pathway
Cellular component (GO): cytoplasm; heterotrimeric G-protein complex
Molecular function (GO): signaling receptor complex adaptor activity; protein binding
Source: RefSeq, a predicted model, not a curated record
GUCGCCAUGGCAGCUGAGAAAGCUGAAAUGGACAAACUGAAAAAGGAGUGCGAUGGCCUCCGUGCACAGAUUGAGGCGGCCCGCAAGGCUGUGAAUGAUGGCAGCAUGACAGCAGCAGGAGGUAGUGCGACUCCAGUAAGCCGAGUCCAGCUGAAGCUCAGGAAGACCCUCAAGGGUCACCUGGCUAAAAUCUAUUCCCUGCACUGGGCAGCUGACUCCAGGCAAAUGGUCAGUGCAUCACAGGAUGGCAAGCUUCUCAUCUGGGACACCUUCACAGGGAACAAGUUGGUUGCUGUCCCACUAAAGUCAGCUUGGGUGAUGAGUGUUGCCUUCGCCCCCUCUGGUAACCUGGUGGCCAGCGGUGGUCUGGAUAACAUGUGCACAGUGUACAACGUCAAGGCUGCCAGCCCCAAGACCCUCAGGGAGCUGGACGCACACACAGGUUACCUGUCUUGCUCCCGUUUCCUUAGUGACACUGAGAUCUUGACAGCAUCCGGUGACACCACCUGCUGUCUGUGGGACCUGGAGACUGGUAAGCAGAAAAUCAUCUUCACCAGCCACAUUGGAGACUGCAUGUCUCUGGCUCUCUCCGCCGACAUGAAAACCUUCAUCUCUGGAGCCUGUGACUCUCUGGCCAAGCUGUGGGACCUGAGGGAAGGGACCUGCAAGCAGACCUUCUCAGGACACACCAGUGACAUCAACGCCAUCUCUUAUUUCCCUGGAGGAAAUGCCAUCAUCACAGGCUCCGACGACUGCUGCCUCAAGAUGUACGACCUGCGCUCCGACCAGGAGGUGAUUACCUACCAGGACACCAACCUGAAUGCUGGCGUCACGUCUGUGGCUCUCUCCAACUCAGGCCGCCUCAUCUUUGCCGGCUAUGAUGACUUCAACUGCCACAUUUGGGACUCACUGAAGGGAGAGAAAGUUGGUGUACUGUCCGGCCAUGACAACAGGGUGAGCUGUACCGGCGUCCCAGAAGACGGUAUGGGCGUCUGCACAGGAUCCUGGGACAGCUUCCUCAAAUUGUGGAACUGAGGUGUCCCGGCAGAGGAAAACACUGGAAGAGGGAAAGGAAGAAGGGGAGAGGAGGAGGUGGAAAGGGGGAGGAAAAGAGUGAAGAUAUGGAGGAGAAGAGGAGGGGGUGGGGACUAGAGACAAGUGAGGUUGGAAGAUAUUUGGUGCAGAUGUUUGGGCACAGAUCUUCCUCUCUUUCACUCUCUCUUUCUACUUCUUCCCCAUUCAUGAAUGCAAAAUAUGAGAAGUUGCGAGUGAGUCACGUUGCAUAAAUGGCAUCAGGUAAACAGUGCACGAUGCAUCACGCUGUAUGUACAAGGGAGGUUUAUUGUUGUUGAGAUGAACACUAAAAAACAUUAAAAAAUAGCACAUUAUUCAAAAUGAUAACGAGCAGAGAAGAAGCUCUAACUGAGAAUGUCAAUUAAACGCAUAGAUUUUUGACCAUAAAAAAAGAAAGAACACUUAAAUAUUGAAAAGAAUGCUGUAGGAUUACAGAUUUAUUUUUAUUGUCUUGGACCUGUAAAAGAGCCCGGCACUUAUUUAGAUGAAAGUCUGAUAUCAAUAUAUUUGUAUUUUAUAGUUUUAGGAUGGAGAGUUGAUGUACAGUGUGUUUUUUUUUUCUUUUUUGGGGGGGGGCUGCAUAAAUCCUGAGUUUAUGUGUAUGGUAGAGCUGCCAUAUUUGGUCGCCUGCUAACAAUCAGCAGACUUUGAGCCAAGACGGCCGCUGCUGUUUCCCCGUCUCACUGUGUUAAUCUGAUGAUGUACACAGACGAAUAAAGGUUUGAGGUUGGCGGUCAGAACUAUGAAACACUCUGUAAAGACCUGUAAACUUUAUUUUACUCCACUGGGUUCAGCUGCAUUUUGUAGUAUAUUUACAUUUGUGCAGUUCCUCUGUAAAAAGACAAAUGUUUGUUGAAAAUCUUUCUAAUAAACAUAGAAUUCUGCAUUA